Messenger RNA from Adineta ricciae, 2208 nucleotides. The record is from the annotation of a GenBank genome assembly. NCBI's taxonomy places the organism in Eukaryota, Metazoa, Rotifera, Eurotatoria, Adinetida, Adinetidae.
AUGAUUAAUGAUAAUUCUGCUGAACUAGAUAUUGAAGUCAUUGAAGAAGAGAAUGAUUCUAUAACACUUGACUUCGAAAAAACAGUAACAUCAAAAGAAACGUCAAGUCCUAUCUCCAAAUUGUCUUCCAAUAUCGAAAAAAAUUCAUUGAAUACCUCGUCUAAAUCAAAAAGAUAUUGCAAAUUCAACACAGAUUGGAUAAAAAUUUCGAAAUAUGUAUCAUUUCUACAAGAAUGUCGAACAGAUUCAUCACUUGCACAUUGCUCUGUGUGUAAAUCGAACUUUUCAAUUGCUAAUGGUGGAAAGUACUUAAUCGAUCGUCAUCUCGAACAAACAAAUCAUAAACGUCUAGCAGAAGCAGAAGCUAAACACAAAUCACAUUCAAUGUUCGAUUUUAUUCCUCCUUCGAGUGAAUUAACCAAGUUGAUUGCUGCUGAAAUUACAUUAGUUUAUCAUGGAAUACGACAUGGACACAGUUAUUCAAGUCAAGCAUGUACUGCCGAUGUUUCGAAAAAGUUGUUUCAAGAUUCAACUAUUGGAAAAAACCUCACGUGUGGACGAACUAAAGCUCGUGAUAUUGCAGUUAAUGCAUUAGCUCCAUUUAUAUCCGCUCAAAUUACAGAAAAGAUUAACAAAGUCGGUUAUUAUUCUUUAUCAUUUGAUGCAUCAAACAAAGGUCACAAGAAAAUGUUUCCAGUUCUUGCUAAUUAUUUCACCAUUGAACGCGGUAUUGAACGAUCAGUAAUUGAAGUCAUUGAACUAAUUAAUGAAACAGCUGAUCAUGUUACUGCUUCUCUUCGAGAAAUAUUGCAAAUGAAUAAUCUUGAUAUUCAAAAUAUGACAUCUAUUGGUGCUGAUAACACAAAUGUCAAUUAUGGACGUAAUCAUUCGGUUUUUACUUUGUUGAAAUGUGAUAUUUCACAUCUAAAGAAAGGAAAUUGUUUUUCACAUGUUCUAAACAAUUCAGUUAAAAUUUCACAUGUACACUUGGUCAUUGAUGUUGAAUCGAUUUUGUCAAAGCUCUACGGUCACUUUUCUUCAUCAACAAAACGAGUAGAAAAUCUAAAAGAGUAUUUCGAUUUUGUCAGUCAAGAUCAUUUGUUACUAUUAAAACACAUCAAUAUUCGUUGGCUCAGUUUAUAUCCAUCUAUUGAACGAUUACUCAAGGUGUUUGAGCCAUUAUGUGCUUAUUUUCUUGGUUUAGGUGACGAAGAUGACUUUCCAUGUCCGCCUAUAAUUUCGAUGUUUUUUACUUCUACGUCAGCGAAAUGUACAAUGUAUUUUCUGCACAAUGUUUUAUUUGAUGUACAGAAAAAAAGCUUGGAAUUGCAACGGCAUUACAUUUCUAUUGCCGAUUUGAGUAGAAUUAUUACUAGUCUUCUUAGUAAACUUAAUGAUCGAUUAAAACAAAAUUAUUUUGGUUAUCAAACGAAAGUUCUAUUGAAUUCAUUGUCCGAUUCGGAUCGAACAAAAUUGAAUCAAUCGUUUAUUGAUUAUAUAUCUAGUGUGAUUCAAUAUAUCGAGAAAUAUUAUGAUGGACAAUCUGAACUGGCUGAAUUAACUGCUGUUUUUGGAAUAUGCGACAUUGAUCAAAUCAAAUUUCACCAGAUUCACGACUGUGUUACAUUUCUCAUGUUAGAUGUUGAUCACGACAAAUUAUUUGAUGAAUUGAACACUUUACAAUCUUUAUUCAAAGAAGUAACUGCAUAUCGUGAACCAUUAUGUGAACAAAUUCGAAAAUAUAUUGGUGAUGGUGUUUGUGAUUCUGCUGGAAACAUAACCGGUGAUCAAGAUGAUGAAUCAGACGAUGAAGAACUUUUUCAUAAAUCAACAAUUCAAAUUCAUGAAAAAGAAAACCAAAUUCGACCUGAUCAACUAUGGUGCUAUCUUCUAUCUAAAUCGACAUCGUUAUGCAGCGAAAUGAUGAAAGUUCUUGCUUAUGUUUAUUCGAUUCCUUGUUCUAAUGCAUUUGCUGAAGGUGUUUUCAGCCAUAUGAAGCAUGUAUGGACACCAAGUCGAAACUCGAUGUCAAAUGAAACAGUAGCUGCUGAAUUAAAGAUUCGAGUAAAUAGUAAGAUGAAAUGCAAAGAUUUUUAUUCUUUUGCACAAUCUCAACCAGAAUUGAUAAAAUCUGCUAAAAGUAAGCAGAAAUACAGUUAUGUAAAAAAACGUGUAUCAGCUAAUGCAAACAGAGAGAAUUUACUUUAA